GAAACCCGGGUCAGAUGAUAGAAUCCCCUCAUCGAAGCGCGAUCAUCGUUUUCUUGACAUUGUCAGUUAACCCGUUGCCAGAGUAAAUUCAUUAAAUAGUUCAAUUGAACUUGUUACUAUGGCAACAAAAGGAAGCGUUAUUGAAAUGACCUCAGAGUAAAGAUAGCAGGUCUACGCCUAAGUAUUUAGGUCUACGCCUAAAUACGUAGCUAGCUAGUUACAGUGAGUUAGAACGCAAGAAGUUGCUAGAUACUUCAGACGACUGCUAUACAUCGCUACCGCAAUUAGCUACAUUGAGACUACCGCCACGUCUUGACAAGACUCUUGUCUGCCUACUGAUCCUUUCAAUGGCUGCUGCUAAAAAACGUACUAUAUCGGGCAUCGAAGAUGUGAGAGACAGAAAAGCAAAGGUUAUCAAAGACAGCGGUGAGAAGAGACACAUCGCAGCCCUGAUCCUCGCGAGGGGAGGCAGUAAGGGGAUCCCCCUGAAGAAUAUCAAAGUUCUCGCCGGUGUCCCCCUCAUUGGAUGGGUUCUGAGAGCUGCAGUGGACUCCAAACAGUUUGACAGUGUGUGGGUAUCAACUGACCAUGAUGACAUUGAGAAGGUGGCCAAGGCAUGGGGAGCUCAGGUUCACCGCAGGAGCCCAGAGGUGUCCAAAGACUCCUCCAGCUCUCUCGACACCAUCCAGGAAUUCGUCCGAUUAAACCCAGAGGUGGAUGUGAUCUGUCACAUCCAGGCCACGUCUCCCUGCCUGCACCCCUUCCACCUGAAGGAGGCCCUGGAGAUGAUCACCAAGCAGGGCUUCACGUCCGUCUUCUCUGUGGUCCGAGAACACCACUUCCGCUGGCAGGAGGUGAUGAAAGGAGGUAGUGUAGCCACCCAGCCUCUGAACUUAGACCCGUCUAACAGGCCCCGGAGACAGGACUGGGAUGGAGAGCUGUGUGAGAACGGAUCUUUCUACAUUUAUACCAGAGCGAUGAUAGAGAGAGGCCUGCAGGGGGGGAAGUGGGCUUAUUAUGAGAUGCUGCCAGAGUACAGUGUGGAUAUUGAUGUGGAUAUCGACUGGCCCGUUGCAGAACAGAGAGUACUGAGGUUUGGUUACUUUGGCCUGGACAAGCCUGAGGUGGUGCGUCUGCUGCUGUGUAAAGUCUCAGGCUGUCUGACUGACGGCCGCGUCCUCAUCUCUGUCUCUGGAGAGGAGAUGGUCUCAGUCAACACCAGAGAUACUAUGGGUAUCCGCAUGCUGCAGAGAGAGGGAGUGGAGGUGAUCUUGAUCUCAUCCAGUGAGGACCCUGUGACCAAGGCCCUGGCUGACAAGCUGUCCCAGAGGACAGGCUGCGAGGUCAGGCAGCUGGGCAAGGACAUCCAGGGUGAGGUCAAAGCCAUGAUGGACGACAAGGAUCUGGACUGGAAGGAGGUCGCCUAUAUGGGUAAUGAUGCUCCAGAUGUUGACUGUCUGAACCUGGCUGGGCUGAGUGCAGUACCCCGGGACGCCCCAGUGGUGGCGAUCAAUGCUGCUAAAUACUCCUGCCACAGUGCUGCAGGCCAGGGGGCUGUGAGGGAGUUUUCUGAACACAUCCUGCUGCUCAAGAAGAAGGCCAAGUCUCAGAUGGAACAGGACCGCAUCCACAGAAAUACAUUCUAAAUGCUAGAAUGUUCUAAAGUCACAGAGAUCCAUUCUAAACUCUAGAAUGUGUUCUAAAGUCACAGAGAUCCAUUCUAAACUCUAGAAUGUGUUCUGAAGUCACAGAGAUCCAUUCUAAACUCUAGAAUGUGUUCUAAAGUCACAGAGAUCCAUUCUAAACUCUAGAAUGUGUUCUAAAGUCACAGAGAUCCAUUCUAAACCCUAGAAUGUAUUUCUGUUACUUUAGAACACAUUCUAAACUCUAGAAUGUGUUCUAAAGUCACAGAGAUCCAUUCUACAUUUCUAGAAUGUGUUCUAAAGUCGCAGAGAUCCAUUCUAAACUUUAGAAUGUGUUCUAAAGCGGUCAUGGGCAAACUUUUUGUCUCAAGGGCCCAACAGGAUUUUUGGGGACUGAUUUGUUUGUCGAAAUCAAUUUCUGGGCCGGAAAAAGGGCAGUUAUUUAAAAAAAUAUAGGUCCAUUAUAAUGUCUACAUACUUUCUAUCUAGUUUUAAACCAUUACCUUGAGUGUUUUUUUUACCCAGAAUAAUAAUUUCCCGACAAAAAACAUUCUCAUUCUAAACUUCACAUGUAAACUGGAAGAGUUGCAUUCUCAAUUGCAUACUCCUCGCACCCACUCUCCCCGUCUCCUUCUCUUCCCUCUGACCUUCUCCUCCAAUGGUUUUUGAGAAGGAGACGAGGACUUGAGGAAUAUGCAAUUGAGAACAUCCCCUUGUCAUUCAUUGUCAUGUAAAAAAUUAGUUGACAAGAAAGCAGUAACAGACUAACACUCAGGAUAUUGUAUUCUAAACUACAUUCUAUCAAUCAGACAAAGUGACAAAGCUUAUUGUCAUCUCUCUACUUUCUCUGGAGUUCUAGAAAGAAGCAUAUUUACUCACUUUCAUGCACUUGGCUCAGGCUGAAAUGUUUUUUACAGGUUGUCAGGUCAGUGUAGUUUGGGUUUUAUAUCACUACAUGUUGUGUUGACAAAUACAGUAUGUACUUUUUUAAUUGUCUUUGUUUUAAUGAAAUUAAGUAUAUACACUGAGUGUACAAAACAUUAUGAACACCUCUCUCUUUGACAUACUGUAGACUGACCAGGUGAAAGCUAUGAUCCCUUAUUGAUGUCACUUGUUAAAUCCAUCAGUGUAGAUGAAGGGGAGGAAACAGGUUUAAAACAUUUUAAUAUCUAUAUUAGGAAGGUAUUAUUAAUGUUUUAUACACUCAGUGAAUAUGUGUGUGUAUAUAUAGUUUUUUUAAUGUAUGUUCUUUAUAUGUCUUAGAAUGUAGUAGGACAUUGGUUUGAGUUGCUUUGACAUUCUUGUUGGUUUUGUUUACUAUUGUCCUGUAUUUUCCUGCAGUUUGUUUGUUAAAUGUUAUAUGAUGUUCUCAUGAAUAGAAAGAAAACUAGAUACAUA
Messenger RNA from Salmo salar (Atlantic salmon), 3041 nucleotides. Lineage: Eukaryota; Metazoa; Chordata; Actinopteri; Salmoniformes; Salmonidae. The record is from RefSeq and is a predicted model, not a curated record.